Molecule: messenger RNA, 1429 nt
Organism: Lobosporangium transversale
Lineage: Eukaryota; Fungi; Mortierellomycota; Mortierellomycetes; Mortierellales; Mortierellaceae
Product: Mycolic acid cyclopropane synthetase-domain-containing protein
Exons: 2
Coding region: 17-1429 (470 amino acids)
Biological process (GO): cellular response to biotic stimulus
Source: RefSeq, a predicted model, not a curated record
AAAAAAAAAAAAAAAGAUGUCGCUCCCCGUCAAGCCUGGCGCAAGCUGGAAAAAGACCAACUACCCCAAUAUCAAGAACGCAGAUUACCCUGUCGAGGUCGCUGGCAAUGAGUCAUUCAACAACCUUUAUCUUGCUGGAACAAUUUUCGGAGUUCCCUUCGUCCUCGUCACGAUCCUAAAGUUGCCUUUCUGGACUUAUCCUAUUUUGACCAUUCUCCUUGCGUUGCCCAUCUUUGCCACCUACUUUGUGUAUGGAUCCAAGUAUGCUCUUCCCUUCAACAACCGCGUACAAACCCCUGGCAAGAAGGUUGAGGACUACUUGACCAUUAUCGACCCCGCUUUCCAGAAGUACAAGGGCAGGAACAGAAUUCCCAUGGAGACCUUCUUCGAGGCUUACUUUGACGGCAAGAUCGACAUUAACAUGGACUGUCUCGAAUUGUUCGAGAACCGCCACGAUUGGGCUGUGUUCAAAAUGACUGCUGGCCAGGCCAAAUUCUUUGUCACCCAAUGGAUCCCUGAGGUCAUCUGGCACUCAAAGAAGCAAGAUGAGGAUCAGGUCCGUGAUCACUACGAUAGAGGUGACGAUUUCUAUGCUGCUUUCCUUGGUCCUCGCAUGGUCUACACCUCCGGCAUCAUGUCUGAUGUUAACAAGAAGGAAACUCUCGAAGAACUGCAGGACAACAAGAUGAAGCUCGUUUGCGAGAAGAUGCAGCUCAAGAAGGGUGAACGCCAUCUCGAUAUCGGAUGCGGCUGGGGUACUCUCACUGCUUAUGCUGCCAAGAACUAUGGAACUGACUCGACUGGAAUCACCCUCGCACGCAAACAGGCUGAAUUCGGAAAUAAUCGCAUCAAGGAGUUUGGUGUCCCUGAAACUCAAGCCCGCAUCAAGUGCGUGGACUACCGUGAUAUCCCCAACGAAAAAUGGGACAAGAUUACCUGUCUUGAAAUGGCUGAGCACGUCGGUAUUCGCAGAUUCAACGAGUUUUUGCUUCAGGUCAGAGAAAUGCUCCACGAUGAUGGUCUCUUCUUCGUUCAGAUCGCCGGUCUUCGUGCUACCUGGCAAUACGAGGACUUUAUCUGGGGUCUUUUUAUGGCCAAGUAUGUUUUCCCUGGUGCCGAUGCAUCCAUGCCCUUGUACUGGGUUAUCAAACAACUUGAGUGCUCUGGUUUCGAGAUCAACAACAUUGACACUAUCGGAGUCCAUUACUCUGCUACUAUCUACCGCUGGUACCUCAACUGGAUGUCUAACCAGGAGUCUAUCACUGCCACUUAUGGCAAGAGGUGGUUCCGCACCUGGGAGAUCUUCCUUGCUUGGUCCACCAUCAUCGCUCGCCAGGGAUCCUCCACCGCCUUCCAGAUCGUUGCCCACAAGAAUCUCAACGCCUUUGACCGCGCUGGUGUUCAGAGCAAGAACCGCUUCAGCGUUUAA